Molecule: messenger RNA, 1932 nt
Organism: Molossus molossus (Pallas's mastiff bat)
Lineage: Eukaryota; Metazoa; Chordata; Mammalia; Chiroptera; Molossidae
Gene: FAM227A
Product: family with sequence similarity 227 member A
Exons: 17
Source: RefSeq, a predicted model, not a curated record
AAGUGGAAACUUACUAUUUGUCAGUUUACAAGAAACUGGACAGUGGCUUAUUUCAGGAAGAUGGAAGUCAUCAAUGUCAUCGCCUUGCCAGUGGUGCCAGUGGGUGAGCACCUGGCUUUCUCACGUGUUGCAAGUGCCACGAGGAAGAAUGUGCAAGACAGUCCACCCUCGUGCCUCAUUGGCUCCAUCGAACAGGUGAACCAAAAGAUUGCUGAAAUAGACCUGAGGCCCAACCUGCUGGACAGCAGCCUGGCAGUGGAGAGAUUUGAGUUGGAGAAGAAGGCUUUAAGCGAGAAAAGUCAUGGCAGCUCAGGAAACAGAGACAAAAGUAAAAGAAAAUUGCCACAUAUUUGCAGUGGCGUAGAAUCCAGGAAUGUCAAAUCUAUCAUUAAGAGGAAAACGGCAGAUAAAAACCUGCUGGCGGAGCUGUACCGGUACUCACAGUUUAACACUGCCAGGCCGCAUAAGCUUCCCAACGGGGUGGACUUCUGUGACAUGGUCGCCAAUGUGAUCCAGUCUGAGAGAAGCCCCCUUAGUGGCAAGUCUUUCUGUUCAACUAGAGAAUUAGAGAAGUUUCUCUCUUCUCCUACUAUGAAAGCCAUGUGGCUGGAUAGCUUCUGGUGGUUCUUUCAUGAAAGGUACCAGCCAAACAAAGAGCUCCAGAAUAAGCUGUUCGACCGGAUAUCCCAAUGCUACGCCUUUCUUUUGUUUCGUGAAUCCAGGUCCCGCUUUGAAGAGGCUAUCUUAAAAAGGUUGCCAUCACUUCUGAGCAAAGCCCUGUACACUAGCUUCUGCUGCUGCUUCCCACAGUCCUGGUUCAACACACAUGAGUUCAAGUCUGAGAUCUGUAACACCAUGAGCCUGUGGAUUUCAGGUAUAUAUCCUUGCCCACAGAGCUAUGAAAGUUGGGACUACUCAAAACUGGAUCCAGAGAGAUUCUUGAGAGAAGAAUUAAUGAUGCAAAGAAAAAAACUGAUAAAGGGAAAAGAGAUGUCCUUCCUCUCCUCUAAAACAUACUCUUCCCAGAAAUCUGUCCAGAACAAGCAAGUCCCCUUUCCUCAGGCAACUAGUGGAAAUUCAAACAGCGAAAGAGACACUUUAUCCAAGGAUCCGGAGGAUACCUCACAAAUGCAGAAUACCGCGAAAGAUAAUUAUUGUCAGAUUCUGUUCUGGAGGAAAGCUACACCACAAGUCAAGAAGAUAACAGAAGCAAGAGAAUAUGAGAAUAUGUAUACUAAGAAGUCUCACCCUGCCUGCAAAAGCCCUGGGCUGACUUCAAACCUUUUCAACAUUUAUGGGAAGAGCCCUCUGAUUGUAUACUUCCUCCUGAACUACUUCAUUCUGCAUCAGUCUGGCAAAGAUGUGCUGAUAGUAAGGAGGGAAAGAAGCAAGAUCGUCCCUGAGUCCAGCCUGACCUACUCUGAUGUCAUCAGCCUGACCCUGUGCAACAUGAAGAGGCGAGGGGACAUCCUCCGGCAGCUGAGCCAUCUCCACUGGAGCGAGUGGACUUACUUCGAUGAUUACAUAAAGGAGCUACACGAUGGCUUCCUCAGGGAGGUGAAGAAUAUAGACCAAAAAGAAGCAGAUAAAAAAAAGGCAAACCACACAUUCAUUCAUCCUUCAGCCUUCAUGGAGGAAUCCCUGGAAAAGAAAUCUAAAGGAAGCCUGAAGAAGGAGACCACAUUUCUUUUAAGGAAGGAAAAGGGGGAGGAAGAAAAACUGGACUUGAGCUGCUGUCGCUUCUCACUUUCAAGGCCUGAUGAAAUCUGUUCCCUGGAACUAGAAGGUUCCAACAGAGCAUCUGAUAUGUUUGAUAUCGGAGAGGUCACCAGGAAAUCGACACUAACACAGGAGAAAAAGGCAUCUUUGACUAGCUCCUCACUUUCCAGCUCCUCUGGAGAAGUUCAAGAAUUGGGAGAAUUUUCAGAAUGA